AUGUUGGAAAGUAUGAAGAAAUUAAAGGAUGAAAAGGAAGAAGUAACAAAAAGUCUUCGGAACUUUGCCGAAACAUGCACGUAAGUCCAAUUCUAUUCCAAGAAUGAUAUAGAUAAUAUAGUGAUUUACCCUGGCCGAAAGCCCACGAUAAAGAAAUGUCUCUAGGAGAGGGAAGGGGACUUAUCUAACAACAACAACAACAACGAGAACGGAACACUUGUCGGAAUUUUCAAUAGAAAUUCCCAACAGUUAAUUACGAGAGUCUCGUUUUUUCAGAUGAUUCUAAUCGAUUUUCACUCUUUCGAAUUACCAAUUCUGGAGCCACAAAUUCUGGCAGCGAUACAGAGAUAUGCUAAGUGGCCCCUAAACGAUGCUUUGACAACGCGUAAGGCUUUCAUUUUUGGCUAAGGCUUCCUACCAACCAUUCGCGGUCGUUAAAUUUUAUCCCGGUAAGCAAGAACCCAAUUCAUUAACUGUCCUCCAACAGAAACUUCAUUUGCAAACAAGGUGGGAUGCCUCUGUACAAAUUUAUAAACUGCGUAUCAGCAAUUCAAACGCUUAAACUUGAGCCCUUUAGGCAUACACGCGCUCUUUAAUUGUCGAAGAGUUUGUCCUCGUUUGAUUAUUCUAAUUCUUUUUUUUUUGUUUUCGUUAAAGGGUUACAAUUUAAUUGUGAAGCAGCCCGCAUAGAAGGCGCUUGGAAGUAGUGGAAGCAAGAAAGAUCGGGCGCACGAGAGGGAGACAAGCGAGGGGAGAGGGAGUGCUUGCCCGGAAGGCACACGUCGCGUGUCUACCCCUCGCGCGCCCGUUCUUUCUUGUGCCCACUACUUCCAAGCGCCUGCUGCGCUUUCUAAUUGCGAACACGAUAAUAGGCCAUUUCCGAGUUGCCCGGGGCCUCUGUUUCAAAACGAGGGUGGGUGCUCAGCCUUUGAUAUGGAAAUCAGUUUUCAUUCUCAAUCAAAUAUAACUCAUUUUCACAAGAAAGGUUGUGCACCUAGCCUCAUUUUGAAAGUGAGGGUUUUUGGAACUCGGAAGUGGCCUAUUGAUUUAGCCGCCAGUAGGCCUAAAAAUGUGUUUCAACUGCGUGAUCACAUAUAGAUAUCUAAUGGGAUUCAGGACUAUAAUAAAUUGUUUAGUUAUUGUUAUUAUAAUAAUAUAUAGAUUUAGCCAGGGCUAAAAGCGAAGCUCCCAUUAAUAAAUUUAUAAUAAUUUAUUUAAAUCAAACAAUAAACUUGUAAUCCACAAAUCAGUUAACUCAAGGGCACAUAUGUGAGUUUUCAGGGAAAGCUAAGGCUAAGUGAUUUUAGAGUGAAAAAAAAAAUGUUACAUCGAAUUGAUAGCCGUAUAUAUACAGCCCCAAAAUAGCAAUCAUCUUCGAUCACAUUUAAGAGCCAUAAUGGCUCUUGAUCACAGUAGAUUAGGCCUGGAAAACGAAUUCUUGGAAAACAAAUUAGGCCGAAUUUUUGCGUUCGACAAGUUUACUCAACAAAAUCUUGCCAACAACUCUGGGUGCGUGUAAACCGACAUUUCAUACUUUUCAUACAUCACAUCUGAGGUGAAACAGUAAUAUGAGGCGCUGUUUAUAUCAUACAGACCUCAGACAAAAUGCAGUAUUUCACAAUUUUUGAAGACAAAUUGCACCCAUUCAUUAUUCAGAACCGUACGAAGCACGCGUGGGCUUUUAGCAAAACUGUUCAAAAAAUUUCCAAAAUCACCUAUACGGCCAGCUGGUUCUUACUUUUGACAAGGCCAAAUUUUCAGUAAACAUUAAAAGAGUUACGCUUCAACAUAAUAAAGAAUUUACUGUUUUUUUUUUUUUAUUUUAUGGUUUUAUAACGAUGUGUAAUUUUAAAAAGCGUUUGAUACGCGCGGCAUUUUGAGUAACAUAACACUUUCUGUUGCCGUUCUCUUUGCCUUUGUAGUUCUCUUUCGCGUUGCCUUUGUCUAUUCAUUCUAGCUCUGUCUCUUUCUGCUUGCCGGCGUUUUUCACUAUAAUUUCCUCUCCUUCUUCUCGCCCUGCCUCUUUCUACUCUCCGACUUUCUUCGCUAAAAUUUUGUCUUCUUCUUCUACUUCUAAAGCACUCUCUUUGGCGAUCGUCUUCGCUUGCUCUACGCGUGUUGACUCUUGCUCUCUACCGUUGACUCUCUCUUUGCUCUCUGCCGUUCGUCUACACGCUAAAACCCUUUUUUUUUGACUCUGGUAAUUAAAAGUUAUAAACCUGUCGUCUUUUUACACUUUAAAAUGUCUUUUUCAAAACCAGUUCCGAUAUAAUUGCGCGACGUUGGACUACUUUCCGCCAAAAAAUCUCUACUUUCCCCUACCCAGGAAACUUUCCACUACGAACGGACGUACGCUGACGUCAUAACCAAAAUUUCUCGGAUGGAUAGUUUACCAAAUUAUCUUAGUUAUGGUGCUCCGCUCGCGCGCGCUUAGCGCGCGCAAGGAGCUCCUUUAAAAUGAUUUCACAGAAAUCACAAAAGAGCAACUCUAAAUUCGUUAAAGAUCAGUGAAAUGUCUCUCAAGGUUCUCUCAUACAUACAUGUUCUUUGUCAACGAGCUGAUUGUUUUUUGAAAAAAGGACUUUUCUCGGUAUAAGCAUCCUCAUGUUCUUUGCAUGUGCUCUAAGGCAUUGUAGAGUGAUGACAGGCUACUAUGUGACAUUGAAAUAUCUGGCAAAACCCAGAACUAUCGCCUGAAAAGGGUUUGCAACUCUAAAGUGACUCGAUUCUACUUAAUUUUGCCUUGCAAACAACGUAGAUAUCUACCUGGAGUUAUGAAAACCAGGUUAGCAAACAUUUUGUAAUUUUUCUCAACUGUCUAACAGCUUGUUUACUCUGUUGUUUGCUUAUGUCGUUUGUUUUUGCUUGUUUUGUGGUUAGGGAUUUGUGUAGAAGUGGAUGUGGACAGAAUUACUAUCUACCCGCGCCCCCCCCCAUUUUUUUUGUCCCUACCCACAAUUCUCUCUUUAAUACAAGUGACAGUUAUUUGAAAUCAGUGCGCGCCUAAAGCUGGUUUCGGUAUCGUUAAGCAGUUUACUUUUAGAUAACAUUGGCCACCUUGAGAAACGUUUCCCAGAGAGCAUCAUCUAAAGCUCUGAGAUGCAACAAAGUUAUUACGAUUCGCAGAGUCUGCAUCGUCCAUAUCGUAUUAUAUCCUGGUUUCAUUUGGCUAAACGGAACAACAACCCUGUUUCGGGCUGAGACAGAAAGGUACGAUAUUGUUGGCUUUUCUAAGGCGACCACUAAGUCUUUGGCCUCGAGAACAGGCUCUUAGGAGUCAAAUGAAUUAGGUGCUAGCAAAAUUGCAGGCGAACUUUUACCCGGGCUAAGCCUUAGUUUUUUUUCCUGGUGUAAAAACAAGACUAAGUCCCCGCCGACCGUGUGACUCUACAUCCGGGAACUUUAAUAAGACAAUCGUAAGAGAAAAGUCCAGAGGUGUUUAUUUGCCAAUUCUUGGUUUGCACGUGACGUAACCAAAAAUCAAACUAAGAAACUAUCGAUUCUUCUGAGUUUCUACUUUCACGAGGUAUUACAGUACCUAAACACCUUUCCAUAAACAAAUUUUUGGUUUGAAAGGGUUCUUCGUUUUGCGAGAGAGGACGCUUGAAUUUCCACGGUUUUGCGUGACCCGGCAUUUGGCUGGCGGCCGGGAAAGCUCUUAUGUGGGUUAAAAACAUUACCGAGUUGGGGAGAUUUUGCUAUCUAAACAUUCCUUGUCUCAGAAUAAAUAUUACUUUAAUCUUUAUAAGUUCCUCAAGCGAAGAAUUCACGCACUAGUAGGAAAAGUCGAAAACGGAUGUUUCUGUUGGUAUCCGCGGCGGCCAUAUUGGUGUCUCUGAAGGGGACACCAACAUGGCGUUUCCGUACAAAGCUUUAUAAAUUUAGGUAAACCGUUUUUCCGAAUAUCUCGCAUUUGAAAUAUUACACAGACCUGAUUCUUGGCAAGGCCCUUUGCAUAUUUACCUUCUUUCAUUUCACAGACUCUAGACCUUCUGUAUUGAAUGGUUUGCAGUUUUAUUUUUCAUAGCGUGACAGUGCAAACCGAAAAUAGAGUGAGUUUUUCUGAGUUAUUCGAUGAUAUUUCGCUUAUGUUGAACGUGACAAGAUUACGCGUGUUUGUGGGUAGUCUUAUCAGUGCCACGAAGGUGUGUGAUUGUGUGAUUUCCGCAUGGUGUUGACAGGCAUGUGAUCGCGUUGUUGAACUGCGGUUUGGCCAAAAUAUUCUGUGCCAGCCAUUAAUACUGUUUCGUCGGUGUUCAGCUUAGCUGAUUGUACCUUGUAAAAGCAAAUCUCCACUUAGGAAAAUUGGAUCUAGGUCUAGUUUCAGCGGGCUCUAAUGGCAUUGAACCAUAGGCCGAUUUUGGCAGAUAAGAAGGAGAUAAUUUGUGCACUAUGUUUCAUUCAGCUUGUUGUCUAUUCCAUGCGAAAUCCUAUUGUUUAUCGGACCGAGAAAAAAGUUGUGGUUUUUGAUGUAAGCUGCGUAGCACGCUUGUGUUUGGGAUAAAGCAAAUUGUAUGUAUGUAUGUAAAUCUUUAUUUAAAUACGGGAAAUCAUCAGUUAAGCUCAAGUUAAAAACUAAAACUAAUAAAUUACAACUGCUUUACAUACCUUCUUGAUAUGAUAAGCUUUUGGGCAAGUUGUUCCAUAACAUGGCCCGCUGUAGGAAAAGCUUCGUUUCAAAUAAUUGGCGCUUGGUUUGGACAGGGUCAGCUUUCCCUCAGUUUCUUAAGUUGUAAGCAGAGUGACGCUGAGAGAAAAGACUUUGUAGAUAUUCCGGAGCCAGGUAAUUCAUGGUUUUAUACAUCAUCAGGCUUUUUGUUUCUUUCGUCGGUAACUUAGCUAUAUCAUUGAUCCAACCGGUCACCUAACUACUCCCUUGAUCCUAUGGCCGACCGAAGGUGUUUCUGCCCUUGUACUUUUACAUUAAUGGACGGGUCCUUGAAACCUUUCCUGACACUUUCUUCCUUCGCUGGUUUUGCGAUGAUCUAGCAUUACCUGUCGUUCGGAAAAUCACCUAAAGCUGAACCAAGGGUGCUGAGACAACCACACCACGUCCUAAUUUCCGUAAUGGAGCCAGCUCCACUAGCAUCAUCUGCAAACUAACAAGCUUCACACAGGACGCUGCUUGUAGACUCGUGAUUCAAGACUAGUUGCUUAAGGCAUAUAGACACAUAGCAAGCGGAUCGCCCUGUAUAGGUCCUUCUGCUGACACGAUCUCUUUCCCAUCAGUGACAAAUAGCUGAGCUGGCUGUCUGUGGGUAUUAAUAGCAUUUAUAUUAUAGAGCGCAGAAUCUGGAUGUUAUGCAGUGCGGCUGCUCUGUUGAGUGCGUUGAAUCCCUUAGAGGCGUCGACGAGCAGAACCGCAUCAGUGUCAUCUGAUUCAAAUAUAUAUGCAUGCAUAGCGUGUAUUGCAGCCUCGCUUCCGGACUUUUGUCCAGCUCACAGCUGGAGUGAGCCGCUGGCCUCGACAACAUCCUUCGCAGCAACACUCAUUACACACUUUCCACAAAUUCUCCUUUAAACUUCCCCGACUCCUAUUGAUCUAACAGCACCUUCGCCUUUAUCCAGUGAAAUCAGACGGUUAGCUACCAGGGGCUCUAUGGUCAUAGGAUCAAUGCUUUGUGAACACAGAGUCUAUGUUAUUGUGGCUAUUGCCUUACACAGCCUUGUCGAUGACUGUUCAAAGGACUUGCAAGCGAGGAUUCUUCGGAAACCAUUCGCGUCAACCCCAGACGGACCUCCUGCUCCUUUUGUUCUCAAAGCUGUUUGCCUGACCAUCUCACCGUUUAUCUCCGUAUACACAGAUUCCGGAUACUGCCCAUCAAUUGGCCCGAAGAGCAGUGAACCUAAUUUGGCUGAU
Molecule: messenger RNA, 5860 nt
Organism: Porites lobata
Lineage: Eukaryota; Metazoa; Cnidaria; Anthozoa; Scleractinia; Poritidae
Source: the annotation of a GenBank genome assembly